Messenger RNA from Stylophora pistillata, 1803 nucleotides. Its product is annotated as potassium channel subfamily K member 9-like. NCBI's taxonomy places the organism in Eukaryota, Metazoa, Cnidaria, Anthozoa, Scleractinia, Pocilloporidae. Gene Ontology annotation, cellular component: plasma membrane. The record is from RefSeq and is a predicted model, not a curated record. Gene Ontology annotation, biological process: stabilization of membrane potential; potassium ion transmembrane transport. Gene Ontology annotation, molecular function: outward rectifier potassium channel activity; potassium ion leak channel activity.
AUGGGUUCGUUGACAAAAUUAGUGCUACUUCGAGCUGCUGGCUUCACACUGUGGAUCUUAUUUAGUGCUUGGCUAUUCUGUGAAGUGGAGUACACACACAAAAAUGAUGCUGAAGAAAAGUAUAAGUUGUUAGUCUCUUUGUACACUUUCAUGAAGUCCAAAUACAACGUUACUACGGAGGAGUUUAAUAACUUUACCAAGCAAGCACACGAAGCAUUGAGUGAGCCUAAACCGCAAUGGACCUACUUGGCUUCAUUUGACUUCGUUUUUCAAGCGUUGACUACAAUUGGAUACGGAUUCAUCACCCCUCAAACACCCUCUGGUCAGUUGUUGUGUAUCUUUGUCUGUUUUAUCGGAAUUCCGAUAACUUUGCUCAUGUUAAAAUCUUUUGGGGAACUCAUUUCCAGCAAUGUUGAAACGAUUGUCACGAAGGUGGAGAAGAAAAUACUUAAAAGAGAGGAACCAAAACACGUCAGAACAAAGAGUGCCAUAAUUCUGUUUUCUAUAAUGACAAUAAUACUUCUGUCAUACACCCUGAUAUGUAUGUCCUGGAAUGGUUUGACAUUCGUCGAAGGAGUUUAUUUCUGGUUUGUAACCUUUACUACGAUUGGCUUCGGUGACUACUUACCAAUUAUCAGACAAGAAAUAGCCACUCCUUUAGAGAUUAAAAAUUCUUCUAAAGAUAAAUCAUAUCACACGCCUUCUGUGUUUUUCACUGGCGUAGCUUUUUACACUUUUAUUUUGAUUGGCUUGUGCAUCGUCUCAAGUGUACUAGACUCCAUUAUGAAGAUCCUGGAAGAGAGGAGAUUGCGGCCUCGGUUUCCCACAUGUGUUCCUCGAAAAAGCAAGAAGCAAGUUAAAAGUGAAAAAUGUGACAUUCCUGAUAAAGAAGAGACCGAAAAUGAUUUAUCGGACUUGGAAAAUUAUGGAUUUCGGAAGGAGAUAUCACAAUAAUUUGGUUGUGUACAAUAAUAAUUCAGUUAAGUUAAAACGCCCCAGGGCUUAUCUAGUAAGAAAAACGGAAAAUGCUUUAAUAGAGAACUUCUUAAGACCAAGUAAUAGGGGUUAACAUGACUUUGAUUGAGUUCAAAGAAAGGUAAGAUGUAUCAAAUGAUUUACUUGUAAUUCAUCUGACUGGAUCGCUAUCUCCACUUCAAACCAAUAACGCCAACAACUAUAGUGAGUGUUACGGCUUGCCAGUAUCUCAAGCGUCGACGAAAAGCCAAUUAUCCAUCUACGGCUUACGUCACCUUGAUCACUUGGAAAACCACUGCAGUGAAGCUUUAUGUUAUCUCGUAUGUGAUGGCGACAACGAUAACAUAUCAUUUCCCUGUAAUUUCAAGAUUUUCAUGAUGUAGUAAGCUGAAAAGAGAGGAAGAACCAACAAAGCUUUUAACAGAAGGUGCAGAUACUGGCACUUUGGAAGAGUUACAAGAAUGAUAAUUUUACCAUUGGUUGAAAAAUGGCGCAGUAUGUAGGUAAUUUCGAUCCGCUUGGUGCCCUCCAUACAUGGAGAAAGGUAGCUGUUCUUAAAAUUAUUGAAACAUUAUUUGACUAUUGUCAGUCAGCUUAGAAAAGAAUCUAAAUGCAAUUCAGUCAUUGCACUUCAAAUUUAAAAUCGUGUACGAAUCAAACACCUCAGCAUAAUUUGAGUCAAAUGCAAAUUACUCUUUCAUAAUGUAUCCCGGUUAUGUGGUUGAAGUAUUUUUUACCGCUUUCAAUUUGAUUUUUCUCAUUCUUUUUGUGUCGGUUGUGCAACGAACUUCAGGAACAGUUCAUAUUACUUUGACAUAAGCAACUCGA